AGCCUUCAUGCUAUGGAAGGCCAUGUGAUGAUAGCUUUCCUGCCAACUGUUCUGAACCAGUUGUUCAGAGUUCUCACUAGAGCAAGUCAAGAGGAAGUUGCAGUCAAUGUGACAAGGGUUAUUAUCCAUAUUGUUGCUCAGUGUCAUGAAGAAGGCUUGGAUAGCUACCUGAGAUCUUAUGUCAAGUAUGCUUACAAAGCUGAACCCUAUGUUGCUUCUGAAUAUAAGACAGUACAUGAAGAAUUGACAAAGUCCAUGACAACAAUUUUAAAGCCAUCUGCUGACUUUCUUACAAGCAACAAGCUACUUAAGUAUUCAUGGUUUUUCUUUGAAGUUCUGAUAAAAUCAAUGGCUCAGCAUUUGAUAGAAAACUCUAAAGUGAAGCUGCUGCGAAACCAGAGAUUUUCCGCUUCCUUUCAUCAUGCGGUUGAAACAGUUGUUAAUAUGCUAAUGCCACACAUCACUCAGAAGUACAGAGACAAUCCAGAGGCUUCAAAAAAUGCAAACCAUAGCCUUGCUGCCUUUAUAAAAAGGUGUUUUACUUUUAUGGAUAGAGGCUUUGUUUUCAAGCAAAUCAAUAACUACAUCAGCUGCUUUGCCCCAGGAGAUCCAAAGACUCUUUUUGAAUUCAAAUUUGAAUUUCUCCGUGUAGUCUGUAAUCAUGAGCACUACAUACCUUUGAAUCUACCAAUGCCAUUUGGAAAAGGCAGAGUUCAGAGAUACCAAGACCUUCACCUGGACUAUUCAUUAACUGAUGAGUUCUGUAAAAAUCACUUCUUAGUGGGACUGCUUCUAAGGGAGGUGGGCAAUGCAUUACAAGAGUUCAGAGACGUGCGGCAGAUUGCUAUUAGUGUGCUCAAGAAUUUGAUGAUAAAGCAUUCUUUUGAUGAUAGAUAUGCUUCCAGGAGCCAUCAAGCAAGAAUAGCCACUAUGUAUUUGCCGCUCUUUGGACUACUCAUAGAAAAUGUUCAGCGAAUCAAUGUUAAAGAUGUGUCUCCAUUUCCUGUUAACCCUUCCAGCAAUAGUGCAAAGGAUGAUGCACUUAAUUUGCCAACUGCAAGUCAGCUAGUAACACCACAAAAAUCAGGAAACACAUUGGAUAACAGUCUUCCUAAAGAUCUAUUUGGUGUUAUCUCUGGUAUUGCUUCCCCAUACACCACGUCAACUCCAAAUAUUAAUAGCGUGAGGAAUGCUGACUCAAGAGGCUCUCUUAUAAGUACAGACUCGGGAAACAGUCUCCCAGAAAGACACAGUGACAAGAGUAAUUCUCUUGACAAGAAUCAACAGAGCAGCGCUUUAGGAAGUUCUGUAGUUCGAUAUGACAAACUUGACCAAGCAGAGAUCAAAAGUCUGCUUAUGUGUUUCCUUUAUAUUUUAAGAAGUAUGUCAGAAGACGCAUUGUUUACAUAUUGGAACAAGGCUACAAAAUCUGAACUCAUGGACUUUUUCACGAUUACAGAAGUGUGCUUACAUCAGUUCCAGUACAUGGGAAAACGAUACAUAGCCAGGAACCAGGAGGGGUUGGGAUCCAUAGUUCAUGAUCGAAAAUCUCAGACAUUGCCUGUUUCCCGUAACAGAACAGGAAUGAUGCAUGCCAGAUUGCAGCAGCUGAGCAGCCUGGAUAACUCUCUCACUUUUAACCACAGCUAUGGCCAUUCAGAUGCAGAUGUUCUUCACCAGUCUUUACUUGAAGCAAAUAUUGCCACUGAAGUUUGCCUUACAAUUCUGGAUACUCUAUCAUUAUUCACAAUGGCUUUUAAGAAUCAACUACUGGCUGAUCACGGGCAUAAUCCACUGAUGAAGAAAGUAUUUGAUGUAUACCUCUGCUUCCUUCAAAAGAAUCAGUCUGAAAUAGCACUGAAAAAUGUCUUCAUUGCUUUAAGGGCACUCAUUUUUAAGUUUCCCUCUACAUUUUAUGAAGGUAGAGCUGAUAUGUGUUCUGCACUGUGCUAUGAAAUUCUGAAGUAUUGUAAUUCCAAACUGAGUUCAAUUCGUACUGAAGCUUCACAGUUACUGUACUUCUUAAUGAGAAAUAAUUUUGAUUACACAGGGAAGAAGUCUUUUGUUAGGACACAUCUGCAAGUUAUUAUUUCAGUAAGCCAGUUAAUUGCUGAUGUUGUUGGAAUUGGAGGAACUAGAUUUCAGCAGUCUCUUUCCAUCAUCAAUAAUUGUGCCAAUAACGACAGAAUUAUAAAGCACACUACAUUCCCUUCUGAUGUUAAGGAUUUAACAAAACGGAUUCGUACAGUACUGAUGGCUACAGCUCAGAUGAAGGAGCAUGAGAAUGAUCCAGAAAUGCUUGUAGACCUCCAGUACAGUUUGGCAAAGUCUUAUGCUAGUACACCUGAGCUGAGGAAGACGUGGUUAGACAGCAUGGCAAGGAUCCAUGUUAAAAAUGGAGAUCUUUCGGAGGCGGCAAUGUGCUAUGUCCAUGUAGCAGCACUGGUUGCAGAAUAUCUCACACGAAAAGGGAUGUUUAGGCAAGGUUGUACUGCUUUCAGAGUAAUCACUCCUAAUAUAGAUGAAGAGGCUUCAAUGAUGGAGGAUGUUGGAAUGCAAGAUGUUCACUUCAAUGAAGAUGUGCUCAUGGAAUUGUUGGAGCAGUGUGCUGAUGGACUCUGGAAGGCAGAACGCUAUGAACUCAUUGCUGACAUAUAUAAACUUAUAAUUCCCAUCUAUGAAAAACGGAGAGAUUUUGAGAGACUUGCUCAUUUAUAUGACACUCUUCAUCGAGCAUACAGUAAAGUAACAGAAGUUAUGCAUACAGGCAAGAGACUGCUGGGAACUUAUUUCAGGGUAGCGUUCUUUGGACAGGCAGCGCAAUACCAGUUUACAGACAGUGAAACAGAUGUUGAGGGAUUCUUUGAGGAUGAAGACGGAAAGGAAUAUAUCUAUAAAGAGCCUAAACUUACGCCUCUCUCGGAAAUUUCCCAAAGACUCCAGAAACUCUACUCUGACAAAUUCGGAUCUGAAAAUGUCAAAAUGAUUCAGGACUCUGGCAAAGUAAAUCCUAAGGAUUUAGAUUCAAAAUAUGCAUAUAUUCAAGUUACACAUGUAAUUCCAUACUUUGAAGAAAAAGAGUUGCAAGAAAGAAAAACAGAAUUUGAAAGGACUCAUAAUAUUCGUCGCUUUAUGUUUGAGAUGCCUUUUACUCAGGCUGGUAAAAGACAAGGAGGAGUAGAAGAACAGUGUAAGCGACGGACUAUUUUGACAGCUAUACAUUGUUUCCCAUAUGUGAAAAAGCGCAUUCCAGUAAUGUACCAGCACCAUACUGAUUUAAACCCAAUUGAAGUAGCCAUUGAUGAAAUGAGUAAAAAAGUUGCAGAACUUAGGCAGCUUUGCUCUUCAGCUGAAGUAGAUAUGAUCAAAUUGCAGUUGAAGCUACAAGGAAGUGUCAGUGUUCAGGUUAAUGCUGGUCCAUUAGCAUAUGCAAGAGCUUUCUUAGAUGACACAAACACCAAAAGAUAUCCAGACAAUAAAGUAAAGCUGCUAAAGGAAGUUUUUAGGCAAUUUGUUGAAGCUUGUGGGCAUGCUCUGGGUGUAAAUGAACGACUUAUAAAGGAAGAUCAAUUGGAAUAUCAAGAAGAAAUGAAGGCCAACUACAGAGAAAUGGCAAAAGAGCUUUCUGAAAUAAUGCAUGAGCAAAUUACUCCGGUUGAAGAAAAGGCGAGUGUUAUGCCUAAUUCGCUACACAUUUUCAACGCCAUAAGUGGAACUCCAACAAGCACAACAGUUCAUGGGAUGCCCAGUUCUUCUUCAGUUGCAUGAUUGUUUUGUAAAGGAAAGUAUGUUUGGUUUUUUUAAAGUAUGUGGAUUUGCUUCAUUGUGUGCGAACUCAGGAUGAUUUUGAAGCUAAAUGUUGGGCACGUGCAAGCUGCAUAAUUCAUACAAAUGUCUG
Messenger RNA from Pelecanus crispus (Dalmatian pelican), 3898 nucleotides. NCBI's taxonomy places the organism in Eukaryota, Metazoa, Chordata, Aves, Pelecaniformes, Pelecanidae. The record is from RefSeq and is a predicted model, not a curated record.